AUGUUGUUAAUAUUCGAUACCGAUGACUUAAUGAAACAAUUUGAAGAAGAGUAUAAUAAGACCAGACCCAUUUGCACUAUGGACGAAUUACUACUAUAUGAUACUAAGCCAAACAAAAACGGCGAUCCAAAAAGAACCAGUAACGCCUCCAUAAUUUAUUUACGAGAGUGCAGUAAGAGGUUGAAAGGCCAAGUCCCUUUCGAAGGAGGCGCGAAAACGCUUGUCAAAAUAGCAAUGGAGGAAUGGAAUCGCCUCCCCCCCUCCAAACAACGUCUAUACGAACUCGCGGCCGAUAUAGUCGAAAGGCGAUUCAAAGAAAUGUACCCGGGCUACAGGUACACGCCAUAUAGAACGAACGGUAAAAGAAAACGUGUAAGGGAUGGUCGCAGCGCAAAUAACGGAAGCAACAAAUGCAAUAACGCGAACGCAAAAAACAACUACGCUAAUAUCAGAGACAACGAAGUCGACCCAAAGCCAGACGAUUUGGCUACCAAAUCACCAGAAAUAUUCUUUUCGGACGAUACUAUUUCUCAUUUCAACAAUUGUUUCCCUUUACAAUCUCCCGAAACAAGGCCAGAACCUGUACCAACUAAUAUUAUCGCUCAAUGUAUGCAAUCAUUCGUGUUGGUAUCUCCUCCGACGCCGGAAUAUGCAUUAUCGGACGAAUUUUUGGAAUAUAUUACUCCGCCAGAACAGCAGCCAACCGUUGAGCAUGUUGAUGACGACAACGACGACGAUAUGGAUACGGAGAACGUUACUUUAUUAUACGUGCGUGAAGAACUGAAUAAUCAAUUAGACUUAUUCGAAGAAGAGUUUAAAAAUGGCUCGAGUUCGAAUACGGAUCAUUAUUCCGAUAGUAACUUGUAUCAAUUUUACUGA
This is a messenger RNA of Paraglomus occultum, 879 nucleotides long. Lineage: Eukaryota; Fungi; Glomeromycota; Glomeromycetes; Paraglomerales; Paraglomeraceae. The record is from the annotation of a GenBank genome assembly.